This is a messenger RNA of Humulus lupulus (European hop), 2720 nucleotides long. Its product is annotated as PHD finger protein At1g33420. The record is from RefSeq and is a predicted model, not a curated record. The transcript has 6 exons. NCBI's taxonomy places the organism in Eukaryota, Viridiplantae, Streptophyta, Magnoliopsida, Rosales, Cannabaceae. Bases 325 to 2442 code for a protein of 705 amino acids.
CUUUUCUCUUUUUCGUCCAGUAAAAUAGGCAGAUCUGGAAACUUCCAUAUUUCUCUCUCAACCUUGUAAAAUUUUCCCUAAAAUCAUUCUGUGAGAUUUUUAGGGUUUCAACAGUCUCGAUCUUCCUUGCUGUGCUAAAGAUUUUUCAGAAAUCGUUCCCGCACAUGCCUCUCAGUUGCUGAUUUCUGAGUUUUCAUUCACCUUUCUUUGAUCCCCGACAUUAUUUUAUACAUAAAAGGAUAAGCUGAAGAAGUACCCUCUAUUGCUUCCCAUCUGUGAUUCUCUAGAGAUAUUGCGAGGACAUCUAUAUCACGUCUCGUCGUCAUGGUCGUGAAUACACGUCCUCUUAAACGAAUGAAGAGCCGAGUCACGGCAGAUCUUUAUGACUUUCUCACCUUUCCAUCACCAGUAUAUGGCUCUACCAAUGGAUCCUUUAGGACAAACAUCAGGGCAUUUCUCUCAAAGCAUGCAUUGUUGCCAGCUCCAUCGUCGCUCUUCCCCCACCUAAUGACAUGGCAAAUCUUGUUUAGGGUUGGGAACGUGAUGGAUGGCCCUGAUUCACUCUCAGCGAUGAUUUGCCUAGACAUUGUCGAGGAGGAUGUCGCCAUAUCUAGAUCCACCUAUUGUGACCAGUGCCGAGUUGUUGGAUGGAGUGGCCAUCCGGUCUGUACAAAACGGUACCAUUUUAUUAUCAAGGCCGAUGGUAAUUCCAUUGGUGGCUAUCACAAACCCUGUAUGUGCUGUGGAGAUGUCCUGCAUUUGUCAGAAUCCAAGUGUAAGUCAUGCAACCUUGAAACAAGUACAGAUGAUGUGGAAGACUGGGUGUAUAGCCAAUUAGAGAAUACUACUCAUCUUCUGCAUGGUGUAAUUCAUUCCAAUGGCUAUGGACACCUUCUUAGGGUCAAUGGGAGGGAAGGGGGAUCAAGGAUUCUUUCUGGAUGCCACAUCAUGAACUUCUGGGAUCGGCUUUGUAAAACCCUUGGAGCCAGGAAAGUUAGUGUGAUGGAUGUGUCCAAGAAGUAUGGAUUGGAGUAUCGGCUGCUACAUUCCAUAACCAAAGGUUGUCCCUGGUAUGGUAACUGGGGUUACGAAUUUGGUGCUGGUAGCUUUGCUCUCUCUGUGGAUGCAUAUAAAACGGCUGUUGAAAGCCUAUCUUCCCUACCCCUGUCCAUUUUUAUCUAUCAGGGACAGAAACCUGGCUCUCGUCUCCUAGACCUUAUCUCAUACUACCAGUCUUGUUCGGAACAUGAGCUUGUGAAUGUUAGAGAUCUCUUUUGUUUUGUACUGAAAUUGAUACAUGAUGCUCACAAGAGUUCCUCAAAGGCUGAUGAUAUCGUCUUAAAGAAGCCUCAAGUUGGCACCUCAAGAACCUUGUGUUCAUGGACCAAAAGUGAUGCUGAGCGAGUUGAAGCAGCCAUGCUUAGAGUGCUGCGUGCAGUUUCUGGGGCCAAUUGGGUCAGUAUACGAUCUCUGAAGGGUGCUGUCUGUAAGGUGGCUCCUCCAGAACUACUUGAUUACUGCCUCAAAGAACUUGGAGGAAAAAUGACACCUAAUGGAAUGGUUGUUAAUACAAGAUUGAAUCCUGAUACUGGAAAUUUUGAGUACCGAUUGGAGGCUCAAGGGGUAUCUUCGCAAGGAAACAAUGCUUUCACAGAGUCUUCCAUUUCGAACAGAUCAUCUGAAGAAAGUCUACUGCAUGACUUUAGGUACUUGUAUGAAUGCAUGCUCCACCCUCGAACAAUGGUAAACUAUAUUCCUCAGGUAACAAGGGAUCUUGCAGUUAGCUCAGCCGAAAAGCUCCUUGACUGCAAGCAGUUUGUGAAGAACUAUGAGCCUGAAAUGAUGCCAACAAAUAUCAAUAAUUCGCUGACACAUAUUUUAUGCUUAGUUGAACUUGUGGAUGAGAUUGAUGAAAUCACUACAAAACCGCCUCCGGAACUUGUAAUCCUCUCCCCAAAUGCUACUGUGUGUGAUAUCAAGCUUGAAGCGUCAAAAGCUUUCCAAGAUGUAUAUAUUAUGUUUAAAGGAUUUCAUGCCAAUGAGUUACCUGACUACGGGAGUGUUGAUGAUUCCACCCAGGUUAAGUACUUGUUGGGUUCAACUGGAUUUGUUCGCUUGAGAGGGAGAUGUCAUGUGAAACAUGGCUUAAGUAGGUAUAGGAUGGAGAGGGGGAUGGAGAGGUGGACUGUAGAGUGCAGCUGUGGGGCAAAGGAUGAUGAUGGGGAGAGAAUGUUGGCAUGUGAUGUUUGUAGCGUGUGGCAGCACACCCGAUGUUCUGGCAUUCUUGACUCGGAGUUAGUCCCUUUAAGAUUUGUAUGUUACAGAUGCAAAAGCUCCGUUUCGACUGGAAAAACUGGGGUUCCUUGCAAGGAUGAGGCAGUAACUAAUGUUGGAAGUAAUGGCUGUCUGGGUAAGAGUUUGACUGCUGACGUUACACAUUGACUAAUAAGAUUGUCUUUUGAUUUGGCAUAGACUAGUUUUUCAGUUUUGGGAUAGAAGAGUGGAAUAGGGUUUUCCAUUUGGCCUGAAAAAUGACCGACUUGUACAUAACAAACAGGCUCGAACAAGAAUGGGAACAAUUUGACUCGCUUGUCGAAAAUGGUAUUAGUCCUUUGAAUUUUUUUAUUCCCCUUUUGUAUAUGUUUCCUACGGAGUUAAAUGUAACAAACAAAAGAAAAGUAAAGAAACUAACGUGAAUGGCCAUGUCCUUAAUUUUAAAA